AUGAACGCAACUGUACCCGAGCCUCAUGAGCGUCACGCGACGCUCGACGUCUACACAGCCGCGAGAGUCUGCUCCGUUAAUAUAAUACCGUCCGGCAAAGAACAAUGGAAGUCUCGGGCGAUAAUAGAGCCACGCUACCGGUCCCAUAUCAUCGUUGACAUUGCCCCCCCCCCCCCCCCCCCCCCUUUCUUUCCUCUCCGCCAUUUUAUUGACACCGCCGCG
This is a messenger RNA of Iphiclides podalirius (scarce swallowtail), 222 nucleotides long. The record is from the annotation of a GenBank genome assembly. Lineage: Eukaryota; Metazoa; Arthropoda; Insecta; Lepidoptera; Papilionidae.